This is a messenger RNA of Toxorhynchites rutilus septentrionalis, 2081 nucleotides long. RefSeq names its product X-ray repair cross-complementing protein 5 (gene Irbp). Bases 103 to 1947 code for a protein of 614 amino acids. Gene Ontology annotation, molecular function: telomeric repeat DNA binding; DNA helicase activity; damaged DNA binding. Gene Ontology annotation, biological process: cellular response to gamma radiation; cellular response to X-ray; double-strand break repair via nonhomologous end joining. The record is from RefSeq and is a predicted model, not a curated record. Lineage: Eukaryota; Metazoa; Arthropoda; Insecta; Diptera; Culicidae. Gene Ontology annotation, cellular component: Ku70:Ku80 complex; nucleus. The transcript has 10 exons.
AUUUAAAAAUCUUCCCACCUUACAUUUUCCAUCUCGGAUCAGAUGUAUCAGUAAACAAAAAUUCCAAAAAUUCAUUCACUUUUCAACAGAAAUAUAUGCAAAAUGUAUUGGAACCCAGACUAUUCGGAAGAUGAGGAACAUCAAGAAUUUAUUUUUGGUGGCCGCGAAGCUUUGAUAGUGUUGAUAGACUGUGCAGAGUAUAUGUUCGCGGAACGAAGCGACGGGAACAAUAAUUUCCGCGAUGCAUUGGAAUGUGUGGAAGCGAUAAUGCGGAACAAAAUAAUCAGCAGCGAGAAAGAUCUGAUAGGAAUUAUAUUCUAUAACACGGAACAUAGUCCGGUAUUAUCGGAUGAAUUUGAAAACGAAAUUGGGCUUAUAGUCCCGAACCGGUCUGCUGUUUGUAUGCCACUAUCAAACACUUCGGCCGACCAAAUACGUAGAAUAAUAAAUUUGCGGGAAUCAGAUGAUUUUUGUGAUUUUGGUCGUCAAUUUGGUCAUUCGACAGACUGUAACUUGGCGGAUGUAUUAUGGCUUUGUUCUCGGGUGUUCACUCGUUGCGGCUAUAAACUUGAACAGAUGAGCAUAAUUUUGUUCACAUCGAAUGAUGAACCACACCCUGCGGGAUCCUACGAAUAUCAGCAAUGUUUCGUAAAAGCUAAAGACUUGCAACAACUUGAUGUGAAUAUUGUUCUCGUUCCAAUGAGCAUCGAUUUCGACGAAACAAAAUUUUAUCUGGAACUCUUGUGCACCGUAGGAAACGAGGAUCCUGAACUAUUUCGCUUCCCGCGGUUCGAAGAAUCACGUCAGCGACUGUUGAAUAGAAUUUUUAGAAAGGAUUUCAAGAAGAAGGCACUGUCCUCCAUUAAACUGCAAAUGUCGGAGGAUGUCAUAGUUGGUGUAAGCAUAUAUUCUCUAUCAAGAAAACCGCGGUUUCCUGUUAAAGUAACAUUAGCAAGAGAUUCUAAUGAAACUAUCUUCACCAAAAGAUCAUACGUUAUGUGCACUGUAGGAGAAGAUGGUGAAAGUUCGAUAACGCCACUUCUCCCGGGCGAUCAAAGGAAAAUUCAAAGCGUUGGUGGUGAAAAAAUUAGCUUCACUGCCAACGAAGUAAUUUCGAUGAAACAAAUGCUGCAGCCUGGACUACGGUUGUUGGGAUUUAAACCUUUCUCUAAACUAUCACCUGCAAACCAUCUACGCAGUUCUCUUUUUGUGUAUCCGGAUGAAGCUACAAUAAACGGUUCCAGCAUCCUUUUUCGUGCACUGUAUGAGAAGUGCCUUGAGAAACAAAAAGCAGCCUUCUGCAUCUUGACUAUGCGACGCAAGCAACCGUCCAAAUUGGUGGCAUUAAUUCCACAAGAGUGUUGUUACGACGAAGAUGGGGAGCCUUUUCGACACAGCGGAUUCAGAAUAGAAUUCAUACCAUAUGCAGCCGACAUAAGAAAACUGGAGGUUUUCGAACGUUCUCCUGCCGAUGUCGAUAAUGAACAGAUAUAUCUUUUCAAGAGUAUCGCAAAAAAGAUUAAAUUCAAGUACCACCCAUCUCAGUUUGAUAACCCAGUAUUAACGACACUCUAUGCCAACAUUGAAGCGCUUCUCUUCGACAAGAAUGAUUUGGAAGUAUUUGACUCAACGAAAACGGAUAAUGAUCGGAUAGACGCAAAAGUUGCAAAAUUUGUGUCUUCUAUAAAUGAACUUUUUGGAGAAGAUGUCAAGGAAUUUGCUAAGAAAAGAAUCAAAGAUAGUGCUGCUGGCAGUCCCGCCGCAAAGGCGCCUAAAUUGGAUGCGGUAGACUCUCAGUUUGUGAUAGAAUCAAUAAAAAAUGGAAAGACAGGAGCUUUAUUGGUCAGUGUACUACGAUCCUAUUUAGAGCAACUAGAUAUUAGCGGCAUUUCAAAACUGAAGAAGGCGGAGCUCAUAGAUUUGAUAAAACAACACCAUAAGUUGUAGCAUGAUUUUUAUUUAUCACAAGUUUCAGAUAUAUUAAAUAUAUUGCUGGACAUUUGUUAUAGCUUGUUUGGUAUGGCACUCCGUAUUGAUGCCGUUCUAUGAUACUUAUUUUAUGAAAUGCGAAUGAAAAAACA